CAUUUCAACAGGUGUCCUCCUGCGCCGUCGCAGUGUGAAACCAAUCGUCGGUUUCGACUAUAGGGGCGCGAUUGAGCCAGUUACUGCCCAAGUCAGUCUCGUCCUGACAUUGUUACAAACUUUCUCGAUCUGUCAGGAGUCAUGUCGAAUAACAGCGCCGGCGGAUUGGUGAGUCUGCAGAAAAGCGUCAAGCAGCUGCGAUUUGAAGCAGGAAUCCGCAGAAUUAAGGUUUCUCAAGCUGCAGCAGACCUGAAGACAUUUUGCUUGCAAAAUGCCCACAAGGACCCUCUCCUCAUGGGGGUGCCAUCAAGCGACAACCCCUUUCGUCCACCUAAAUCAUGUGCGCUCUUCUGAGGAGUCAUGAAGAAUGUGGAGAAACUUCUGAACAUUCCUCUUUUACACAAAUGUUUUCACUACACAACCCUCAGACCCCCUUUACAUUACAGCAGAUCUGGUUAUCAUCACUACUAUUACACUAAAUUGUUUAAUUUGUAAGUUGCGUUGUGAAUUGAAGUCUUUCACGUUCAGUGAUGUGAUGUGAAACCUCUGAGAAGUGAUUUAAAAGUGUUUAAUUUGUAUACUGUUAAAUAAUUACAUGAUCGUGCAAAAGUUACACUAGUAGGAGGAAAUUAAAAUAUUUAGUUGGUCCAUUGGAAAAGUGAUGACAAAUAUGCAAAAAUAUUAUAUUAUACAUUUUUUUUUCCCUGUGUAGCUAAGUCCAUUUGAAUACCAGCCUUACACAGAAAAAUUGCAAAAUGCUUUCUUGUUGUAAUGUUUAGUUUAGGAUGAAACACUGAAUUUCUUUGUUGUUGAUACAAUUUGGCUUAUGUACAUGGACUGUUGUUGCCAUGAAACUCAUGUAUUUAAGCUAAUUUAAUUGUAUUAACCACAUGGCUCUGUUGAAGGAGAGAGAUGUCUUGAAUCUCAGGUUCUUUUUGAUAAAGAUCGAUGCUGUGUUUCUGAUAUAAAUUCACUUUUCUGAAUACUGAA
This is a messenger RNA of Onychostoma macrolepis, 990 nucleotides long. RefSeq lists its product as uncharacterized. Gene Ontology annotation, molecular function: G-protein beta-subunit binding. Gene Ontology annotation, biological process: G protein-coupled receptor signaling pathway. Bases 142 to 354 code for a protein of 70 amino acids. The transcript has 3 exons. NCBI's taxonomy places the organism in Eukaryota, Metazoa, Chordata, Actinopteri, Cypriniformes, Cyprinidae. The record is from RefSeq and is a predicted model, not a curated record. Gene Ontology annotation, cellular component: heterotrimeric G-protein complex.